Molecule: messenger RNA, 2427 nt
Organism: Dermatophagoides pteronyssinus (European house dust mite)
Lineage: Eukaryota; Metazoa; Arthropoda; Arachnida; Sarcoptiformes; Pyroglyphidae
Product: cGMP-dependent protein kinase, isozyme 2 forms cD4/T1/T3A/T3B-like
Source: RefSeq, a predicted model, not a curated record
AUGAUCUUCGACGUGUUGAAGCGUACGAUCGUUGGUCAGGCGCUAGACGCAGCGAAGAUAAACGAGCUGCUGAACGUUCUGGAGUGCUACCAGUUUAGCUCCGGGGACGUGGUCGUGGCGCAGGGCUCGGUUGGCAGCCGCUUCUUCAUCAUCCAACAGGGCGAGUUCGUCGUGCUGGUAAACGAUCAGUGCGCUGCGUACUUGCAUGAGGGCCAGGGAUUUGGCGAGAUCGCGCUGAUGUACGGAGUUGCGCGUACGGCGACCGUAAAGUGUUCGGUGGAUGGGCUCACGUGGGCGAUUGAUGGUGCGAAGUACCGUUCGUUGGUCGAAAACCAGUCGAAGCAAACGUUCGAGCGUAAUAUGAAGUUCAUCGACUGCGUCGAGAUCUUCAAGUCACUGACGAAACAGCAAAAAGGGUUGAUCUGCAACGCGUUCAUUCCCGCGCAGUUCCAUAAAAAGGACAUAAUCGUGAAGCAGGGCGAGCCCGGCGACGUGCUUUACGUGAUCAUAUCCGGCGUUGCAGAGGUCUGGGUGGACAACAGGUUGGUGCGGCAGCUGUCGAAGAACGAUUAUUUCGGAGAGCGCGCGCUGCUGUACAGCGAGCCGCGCAGCGCAACGAUCAUCGCGUCGACUUCGGUAGAGUGCGUGAGCGUGUCGCGUUCGAUGCUGGAGAAAGUCGUUGGCGACUUAGAGUCGCUGCUGUUUGUGAACUCCAUUCGGCAGACGAUGCGCGGCUGCAACGUGUUUCGCGGAUUGACUGACACGCAGAUCAACAACAUCGCGAAAGCGUGCAAGAUUAAAAGCUUGCCGGCUGAGUACGUGUUGAUCGGCGACCAGUCGCGCAAGACAAACAUCCGUUACGUGAUUUUGCUCGAAGGUUACGCACUGGUGACGUUGGACGGCAAGAAGAUUCGUCGGCUGUCGCGCGGCGAAGGGUUCGGCGAGGAGUACGUGCUGCGCUCGAUGAGCUUGUUCAUCCAUCGGAUCGAUACGUUGACGCCGUGCAAGAUAGCAAUCUUCACUUAUGAAAACAUUUUCGACAUGCUGGACACGACAGACAUUUCCACGACGCUGGUGACGAACAAGAAGAUGAAUGUGAUUCUCAAGAUGUACAUUUUCCGCUACCUGUCUUCGCAGCAGCUGGACCUGCUGCUCGCGAACUUCGAGGAGCGCGUGUACCGCAAAGGCGACAUAAUCUUCCGCGAAGGCGAGUUCGGCUCGAGUUUCUACAUCAUCAGUGAGGGCGAGUUGAGCGUCGUGAAGAACGGCACGCGGCUGCGCACGCUGACCAAGAACGACUAUUUUGGUGAGCGUGCGCUGCUGUACGAAGAGCCGCGCAGUGCGAGCAUCGAGUGCCUUAGCGACAAGGCGGUGCUCUGGGUGGUCACGAAGUCGGUCUUUUUGAGUGUUGUCGAAGGUGCGCUGCUGCAACACUUGGAGGAGCGCAUCCAGCUGCAAGACACGUCAGUCACUUUCGAGGACCUCACCUUUUUAGGCGUAAUCGGCUCCGGCGCGUUCGGCACUGUGAAGAAAGUGAAGCACAAGCGCACGGGUACGCGCUUCGCGCUGAAGUGCGUGCUGCGUUCUGCGAUUAUCAAGUACAAGCAGACGAAGAACAUUGUGCUUGAGCACCAGAUCAUGGCCGAGAACGACCACCCGUUUAUUCUGAAGCUCGUGAAGACGUUCAAAGACCGAAAAUACAUUUACUUCCUGCUCGAGCUGUGCACCGGCGGCGACCUGUACGAGACGCUACGCACGCUGGGACUGCUGAACCGCAAGCAGGCGCAAUUCUACUUGGCAAGCAUCAUCGUAGCUAUUGAGUACUUGCACGAGCGCUCGGUUGUGUUCCGCGAUCUGAAGCCCGAAAACGUGCUGCUGGACUACCAAGGCUACGCAAAGCUGAUCGACUUCGGCUGCGCAAAACGCAUCGAGUUGCGCACGAACAGCAUCAUUGGCACGCCUCACUACAUUGCGCCAGAGGUUAUUACUGGAAAGGGCUACGGCACGAGUUGCGACAUUUGGGCGUUCGGCGUAAUAUUGUUCGAGUUUAUGGGCGGACCGCUGCCCUUUGGCGCGGACGUGGAGGACCAGCUGCAGGUAUACCGCGAAAUUCUGGAAGCGCCGUUGAUCUUCCCAGACACGAUCACGGACGAGGACGCCAAGAACUUGAUCAAGAAGUUUCUGUGUCGUGUGCCAGAAGUACGCAUAGGCUGCAAUCUCAAGGGCUACGCAGACAUCAAAGAUCACGCGUUCUUCUCAGACUUUAGCUGGGACAGUUUGCUGAGCCGUGCGCUGGACCCGCCGUUCGUGCCGAAGUCGGAGAUCUACGCAGAGUCUGGGCAGCACUUGGAUCUGGCACACGAGGACGACGAGGACGCGGCGACAGAACUGGACGCAGGGCAGGAGGCGUGGGAUGCCGGGUUUUAA